Prunus armeniaca (apricot) is the source of this 282-nucleotide messenger RNA. The record is from the annotation of a GenBank genome assembly. Lineage: Eukaryota; Viridiplantae; Streptophyta; Magnoliopsida; Rosales; Rosaceae.
AUGGUUUCGUUUAUUUCAGAACAAACAAGAAGUUUUUCUGGUGGAAGGUUUGUUCUUCAAGACUUUAAUAAGCCAUGUGAAUCAUCAGAAACUGAAGCUAGGAUAGUCUGUGAGCUUGCUAAGUUUUUCCCGUUUGAUCAGAAUAAAAUGGAGAAGCAAAGAAAGAGGACAAUUUUUGGUAUAGAAAUUUUUGAAAGAGAUAACAAUUCAUCUGCUAAUCCUUUGCAGUCUGAUGCGACCAUUUCCGAGUCAUCUCCUAAUUGGGACAAAACCUCCAAUUAG